Molecule: messenger RNA, 3645 nt
Organism: Talaromyces atroroseus
Lineage: Eukaryota; Fungi; Ascomycota; Eurotiomycetes; Eurotiales; Trichocomaceae
Exons: 5
Coding region: 1-3645 (1214 amino acids)
Source: RefSeq, a predicted model, not a curated record
AUGUCUGCCGCCCUUGACCGACCACCCGCCGCCCACACGUCGACUAAUUCCAAGACAAAACAGUCGGUCCAGGUACCACAGCCAACCUCGGUGCAUCCGCAGACGAAUCGAUCGGCAAGCGAGACUGGUAGUAGGCCCGCAUCAGACACAAUGACUCCUGUCAACCGUAAGAAGCAGAAAAGACGGCAAAAACAGGCAGCGCGCCUUGCAGCUGAACAGCAAAAUCAGAAUGGCGGCCUUCCAACACACUUACCAGGCGAUACCCACUACCAAAAAGACCAGUCUGAUGACGAUGGUGACAUCUACGAUCAUGACGAUAUCGAUGAUGAUGACGAGGAGGCUAGGGACGACAGAGACAGCAACUUCGCACCUAUGACUAAUGGGAACGGGGCGACCAAGACAUCUAAAUCGAAGAAGAAGAAGAAGUCGAAGACUCGAUCUGUUUCGCAGACAUUAGCCGAUGAAAGUUCCACGUCCCAUUCCGCGCCUUCUGCGACAACGAAUCGAUCACAGCCACCUUUAUCAUCUCUACCGGUCAGCCAACCUGCCAGUAAACCCAAGGAUAGAAUCUGGAAUACGUCGACUCAAGAAGAACGUGAAAAUAUCAAGAAAUUCUGGCUGGAACUUGGCGAGGAUGAGCGACGGGCCUUGGUGAAAGUAGAAAAGGAUGCGGUAUUGAAGAAAAUGAAGGAGCAGCAAAAACAUUCCUGUAGCUGCACUGUUUGUGGACGGAAGCGGACGGCAAUUGAGGAAGAGCUUGAGGUAUUGUACGAUGCAUACUACGAAGAGCUUGAACAGUAUGCGAACAACAACCAAGGAACUUUCGAGAAUGGCGCUCCUAUCAUUCCUCCACCACGAUUAUACCACCACAACCUUCAUUCCCUUGAUCACCGGCAUACGCAUACGCAUUCACACCCACACUCGCAUUCGCAUCCGCAUCCGCAUCAUAUCCACCAUCAUCAUCAUCACCACCCAUCUCAUGGGAGGGUACAUGAAAUCCCGGAAGAUGAAGAUGACUUGGAGGAUGAUUACGAUGAAGAGGAUGAAGAAGAAGAGCCAUACAGUGAUGAUGAACUGGACGAUGAUAGCCGUGAUGAGCGAGCGGACUUUUUCGCUUUUGGAAAUAGUCUCACCGUGAAAGAUGGCAUAUUGACUGUCGCCGACGAUCUUUUGAAAAACGACGGGAAACAUUUCAUUGACAUGAUGGAACAACUGGCCGAACGUCGAAUGCAACGUGAAGAAGAUACACAGUAUGGAAUGGUAGCUGCACAUCAAUCAUACCAUGCAGGACAUAACCAUGGACCUCUGGAUGAAGAUGAUUACGAUGAAGAGGAAGAAGAAGACUACGAUAGUCAAGAAGAAGAAGACUAUGAAGAUGAUGAAAUGGAUACGAUGACCGAAGAACAACGCAUGGAAGAAGGCAGACGGAUGUUCCAGAUAUUUGCGGCUCGAAUGUUUGAGCAACGAGUCCUGACGGCGUAUCGAGAAAAGGUUGCACAACAACGGCAGGAGUUACUUCUCCAGGAAUUACUGGAGGAGGAAACAUUAAAUGAACAGCGAUCCGCAAAGAAAGCCCGUGAAGCGCAAAAGAAGAAGGACAAGAAAAGGCAACAGAAACAAGCUAGAGAAGAAGAAAAGGCUCGAAGAGAGGCCGAAAAGGCUGCUGAAGAAGCCGCCGCUCGUGCCCUUGAAGAAAAGAAGCUGGAGGAACAGAGGCGGAAGAAGGAAGAGCUGCGAAAGAAGAAAGAGGCCGAGAAGAAAGCCCAAGAAGAAGAGCGCUUACGAAAAGAGGCAGAAAAACAGAAACGACUGCAGGAGGAACGUGAACGUCAAGCCGAAAUCGAGCGAAAGCAGCGGGAGCAGAAGGAGCGCGAACGUAAAAAGCGUGAAGAUGCCAAAAGGAAAGAACGAGAAGAACGCGAAUCCAAGGAAAAGGAACUGCGAGAGAAGAAGGCAAAAGAGGAACUUGAUCGCAAACUCCGAGAAGAGCAAGCCGGUCGCGACGCAGACACAACUCUCAAACCGGAGCCAAUAGGUAAAGAGCGUAGUCAAUCACAAUCGUCGUCACAGCCUGCAGCAGCCGUCCCUAUGCGAACAUCACAACCAGCUCCAGGUGCGACCUUUAUACCUCCAGGUUUCCAAAGCCCGCAGCAUAGGCCAGUUGCGAGCUCACCCCAUUUCCAAGUUGCGACGCCAAUUAUUCACAAAACUGCGACUCCCGCUCGUCCACGCCAGCCUUCACAGCACGGAUCGCAUGCCUCAUCCCCGCGUUCCCAAACUGCCGGCGGCCCAGAGACGCUUUCAUCUCUUUCGCCGCAGACCCUAUCUCUGUCACAGCGAUCCGGCACCCCAGUCAGUGCGUCGGGGAAAAUUGGUCUCUCACAGCAAUCUAUUCUCCAUCACCCACAGCCUUCAGCACCUCUUUCACCCUUGGGCGGUGCUGGUAGGUCGCACCCACUAGGUUACCCGACUGUAAAUGGAUUGCCAUCCCACCCUCCUUCCGGCAUGACUGGAGCAACAACACGCCCAAUUGGCAAUGAGAAUAUUGCAAUGUAUCCUCCUCACUCGGGACCCAUUGGCGGCCAAUACAGGGGAUUUCCUGCACCGAAUGGGGUUAUCUUACCACCAGGAAUAGGCGGUUCUCGGCCAAUACCUGUUUCGAAUCGUGGGUUUCCUUCUUUAGAUCCAGGCCACAACCUGGCAUUCAGUGGCCAGGCAGCGGCCCCCGGUAUCAUUCCGACAGCUCAAUCAACAGGAAGAAGCGCUACACACUCUCGCCAAGCUUCCGGAUCCUUUGAUAGACCAUCUGCAGAGGGUCAAUCAAUAAAUGCCCCGAUUUCUCGACCGACGCCUAUAAAACGACUCUCAAGUCCACAGAAAGUCGAAGGAAAGUCCAAUGAUUUGGAUAUCGAUGGUUUGAGUGCACAAUUGGGUAGUAGCGCGCUGCUUGACGACUCGGAUGUCCCGUUUCCAACAAGCUUAUCACAAUCCCUUCCAGGAGCACCAGCCCCCAGUGGAUUCGGUCUAUCUCGUGCGAGCUUCGGUGCUGCACCUUUUCCUGAUCCCUUAAGUCCGGUAAAACACCCAAGUUUUUCUGGACAAGGGAACAACACCUGGGCUUCUCAAAGCCCAUUUGGAGUGCCCUUUGCAACAUCUUGGAAUACAGGAACGGGUGGCGGUACAUGGCCUAGUCGUCCGUUUGGCGCUGGUGGCAAUCAUCGUACGCACGCCUCUCGGCCCGUCGCAAUUCGACUGUUGGCGAUCCAGGCGAUAAAGCAUCUCAACUCUCUGAGUCCUUCGAAACUUGCCCCUGGAUUCCACGAAGUCAACCGUCUGCUUCGCCAGGUGGAACAGCUCAAGUCACCUAGCGAGCCACCCAUUACUUUGAACGAGAUGAUCGACAUUUUCGAUACAGAAGGCAGUUCACAGAACGGAGGCGGGUCGUUUAUCAUCAAAGAAGAUGGAAGUGGAAGUCGUUAUGUCAAGUUCGAUCAGGAUAGCAGCAGUCCGUUGUCGAAUCAUCGCGGCAGUUUUGUACCAGGAGAUAUCGGUAGUCCGGUUCCUGUUAGCAGCAUACCAGCUGCAUUCGGCGGAAUAGGCACUGCGCCGGGUGUCCGGCAGUUCUCAUCUCCAACGAGCUUCUAG